CUGUUCUACAAGAAAUACAACAAUAAACUCAACAAUAAACACAAAUGAUUAAAUGGAACACGAAUUAACUGCUCAACAUAUUGCCGAGCUAUGUUACCAGAAAUUUAACUGUCUACCCAAGGCAGGCAAGCCGACCAACUGUCAAUGGACCGUUCUAGCGGGAAUUGUACAAUAUGACAAACAGUCAACCUGUAGCAAGACUGUUGCUCUUGGAACCGGAACUAAGUGCAUUGGUGCCAGCAAGCUCUGCAAGAGUGGUCUUAUAAUAAACGAUUCUCAUGCUGAAGUGCUGGCACGGCGGGCUUUUUUGCGUUACUUGUACCAUGAGCUGUCGAAGGCCGCGCAGCAUUCAAUGGAUUCGCCUGCGGAUUCCAUCUUUUACUGGCAGCCAACUUCAAGUUGCUUUGUGCUAAAGAAACACUUGGAGUUCCAUUUUCUAUGCACACAAACUCCUUGUGGAGAUGCAUGCAUAGCUGACGAAUCAUUGACAAAUGAGGGCGGACAGCCAGCAAAACGACAAUGCUUGAAUAUAAAGAGCACAGAAUAUAUUUCUGACGCAGUUUAUACUGGCGCCAAAUUGAUUAACAGACAGCCAAUGAGCAGUGAUGAUAUGCAGCAAUCUCCUUCAGAAUUACGCACUAAGCCAGGACGGGGCGAACGCACUUUAUCUAUGUCAUGCAGCGACAAGCUAUCCCGCUGGAAUGUGCUUGGUGUACAAGGUGCAUUGCUGGACUUGUUGAUCGAUAAACCUAUUUACUUCAAUAGCUUAAACUUCUGCUGCAAAGAUGCGCGUUUAGAGUGUAUUGAGCGUGCCAUUUAUCAACGCUGGCAGCACAAGGAGUUCAAAAACACACGUUAUCAGCGACAAAAGCCCCGGAUACGUAUUAACUGCAUGCUGCCAUUUGAGUAUGCGCAGCGUGACGAUUGUCAGCCCUCCCCAAAUGCCACGAUUUGGACCCUGCUGCCGGAUACACUAAAAUCCUAUGAGGUAGCAGUUAAUGGCAAGCGUCAAGGCGUCACUAAGAGCCAACUGCAUACAACUCAAGCUGCUUUAACAGUUAGUAAAUAUCAACUGUUUUUUAACUUUAUAGAUUUGUUGGUUUGCAGCAGUGCACUACGAAAGCGGUUGCAACUAGAAACAUCAGAAUUGGAUAAUUUAACAUAUGCAGCAUGCAAAGCGUUGGCCAAGGACUAUCAGUUAGCCUGGGCGAAAUUGAAAUGUGAAUACUUUGAGCUGUGGACUAAAAAGCCAGACAACUUCUUAAACUUUACUAUUAAAACAAGCUUAAGCUGACCAAUGUACAUGAAAUGAAGGGCUACACCCAUACUAAUAUUAUUAAGUGACAUAAAGCAGUAACAAUUUGUGGAAUUCGUUUUGAAAUUAAUAAUGAUUGAGAUUAGCUUAUGCCACAAAAUCUGACGCAUGAUUAGUAGAACGCAAAACCGCAAAAUGUUUGCUGUUCAAUCAAAUAAUGUUUUAAAUAAAUGUGCUUA
Molecule: messenger RNA, 1494 nt
Organism: Drosophila busckii
Lineage: Eukaryota; Metazoa; Arthropoda; Insecta; Diptera; Drosophilidae
Gene: Adat1
Product: tRNA-specific adenosine deaminase 1
Exons: 3
Coding region: 53-1294 (413 amino acids)
Biological process (GO): RNA processing
Molecular function (GO): RNA binding; adenosine deaminase activity
Source: RefSeq, a predicted model, not a curated record